CUGAAUCGUUAUAGAGAUUCAAGUCUUUUUUUUUUUUUUUUCUCUUUUAAUUUUUCAACGAAAUUCCUCUCCCACUCAUGGAAAUCGACUCUUCCGAUCCUACCACCGUACCACAAAACGGAACCAAACCGCACGAUGAUCAGGAAGGAGGAGAUUUUUCAGAGGUCGAGAUCGAGAAGAAAGAAGAAAAUGUCCAGGAUUCAAACCCAACCACCACAACACGGGCUUCACAAGGUAACUCCGAAGCCGAAGAAAACACCAACGAAACAAAGGAGGCAAACGGAACCGUUGAACCAAAAAUUAACGGCCAUAUACCAAACAUCAAGUCUCAAGUUCAGCUCCCACAGCCUCAACCACCGCAACCUAGAGUAGAGCGAUUGCAGUCGACCUUGUCUAUGACCGAUAGCUUUCCAGCGAUCGGAAAAUUCAUCAGAGAAAGAAGUAGCAGCUUCUCCGCGGCGAUCACGAAGCGAUUAGCGUCGUUGAGAGAAGACAGUACUGGCUACGGUGACUUUAUCGUAAAGAACGAUUCGGUGAAUUUCGAGGUUACAGAAUUCAAAAUUCCAGGGGUCAAGGUGAUAGUGAAGCUCAAGAGCGAAGAAGAAAAGGAAUAUCAGAAAGGAAUAAUAAGUUUUUUCUCGAGAUCAAACAGUAGGGAUUGCACGGCUGCCCGUUCGUUCUUCCGUCAGAAAGGGUUGAAUUUCGUGGAGAUCAACAUCGACGUGUAUCCGAAGAGAGAAAAGGAGUUAUUAGAGAGGACGGGAAGCUCUGAAGUGCCUCAGAUCUUCAUCAACGACAAGCUGUUUGGAGGAUUGGUGGCGCUGAAUUCGUUGAGGAACAGCGGAGAAUUCGAUAAGAGAUUGAGAGAGAUAAUGGGGGAUAAUUGUCAGAGCAAUGGACCGGCACCACCGGAGUAUGGGAUUAACGACGACGAGGAGGAAUCGGAGGAUGAAUGGGCCGGAAUUGCGAGGAUUUUGAGGGAAAAUUUGCCUGUUCAGGAUCGGCUUCUGAAGAUGAAGCUGGUGAAGAAUUGUUUCGCUGGAAGUGACUUGGUGGAGGCCAUCAUUCAACAUAUGGACUGUGGGCGGAAAAAGGCCAUUGCUACAGCUAAGAUGCUGGCGAAGAAGCACUUCAUCCAUCAUGUCUUUCGAGAAAACGAGUUUGAAGAAACAAAACAAGAACAUUUCUACCGCUUCCUUGAGCAUGAACCAUUUAUUCUAGGAUGCUUCAAUUUCAAAAGCUCUAUAAACGACAGUGAGCCAAAGUCCGUUGCCUUGGUUAGCGAUAAGCUCAUGAAGCUAAUGUCUGCUAUAUUAGAGACUUACGCUUCUGAGGACCGCUGCCAUCUCGAUUAUUCUGGCAUCAGCAGAAGUGAAGAAUUCCGAAGAUAUGUAAACCUGGCCCGAGAUCUUCAGAGGGUGAAUCUCCAAUUACUCUCACCAGAAGAGACGCUUGCCUUCUUCCUUAAUUUGUACAAUGCCAUGGUCAUCCAUGCUGUAAUUAGCAUUGGACAUCCCGAAGGAAUACUAGAUAAGAGAGCAUUUUUCUAUGAUUUUCAAUACGUAGUUGGGGGAUAUCCUUACUCUCUCAGCGAUAUACAGAAUGGAAUCCUCAGACACAACCAAAGAUCCACCUACUCUUUGGUCAAGCCCUUUGCAAAUGGAGACAAGCGCUUAGAGCUCAUGCUUCCCAAAUUUAAUCCCCUAAUUCAUUUUGGACUUUGCAACGGUACAAGAUCAAGCCCAACGGUGAGGUUUUUCACGCCUCAUGGAAUCGAAUCCGAACUAAAAUAUGCAACCCGUGAGUUCUUUCAAAGAGGCGGAAUAGAGGUUGAUUUGGACAAGAGAACGGUUUAUCUUACUCGGAUCAUCAAAUGGUACAUGGUCGACUUCGGGCAGGAGAAAGACAUUUUGAAAUGGGUGCUCAACUACUUAGAUGCAACAAAAUCAGGUCUUUUGACACAUCUUUUAGGUGAUGGAAGUUCCGUUAAUAUUUUAUACCAGAAAUAUGAUUGGUCCGGUAAUUGCUGAACAGGAAACACAACUUUGUACAUUAGUCCUCAAAAUUUUUGAAGAAAGCUAAGCUAGCUUUCUAAAUCCGCUAUAUACUUCAUAGAAAUUAAUUAUACAUUAAAUUCUUUAUAAUUAU
Messenger RNA from Rubroshorea leprosula, 2148 nucleotides. The record is from the annotation of a GenBank genome assembly. Lineage: Eukaryota; Viridiplantae; Streptophyta; Magnoliopsida; Malvales; Dipterocarpaceae.